Closterium sp. Yama58-4 is the source of this 513-nucleotide messenger RNA. NCBI's taxonomy places the organism in Eukaryota, Viridiplantae, Streptophyta, Zygnematophyceae, Desmidiales, Closteriaceae. The record is from the annotation of a GenBank genome assembly.
AUGGUGUCCCCAGCUGUUACGCAACAGAAGAUUGAAUCGUGGCUUCAACAUUCCGCUGCCGAUAUUAUUCGACAUCUCGACGAGGCUCCUUUUUUCCAUCUCAUAUUCGAUGGCGUCCGUGGCUUCCGAUCUCCCGUUAGACAGCGGCUACCACAGGGCAUUCUAGAUCACGCUGACAGCUGGUCGUCCGUAAGACAAGCAGUCCAGAACGACGAUCCAGAUGGUCUCAUUUUGGUUCAUCGGCUCGAUGAGAGCGAUCUUUCCAAGAGAUACGGUCAGGAAUUGUCCGGAGAGCUAGAUGAGGUGGCACCUCCGUCUAAUCCUUGCCAGACGAACGUGUGGGGGUUGGUGGUGUUGGGAAGAGCCAGCCACCGGCAUGCCUGCUAUAUACUGAAGACGACACGUUGCUCCGCGGCUUCAUCACUAUCAGCGACACGGUUUUCCAUUACAAGAGCCAAGUGCUUUGGCGCUUCCGUGCACAAGCAGCUGGAGCAGGCAUGGUUGAACAACUAG